AUGGCCAAUCAUCGAGACCCUCGCUUUCUGCACAACUUGUCCUACCACCCUCGAUGGCAGCACGACUCAAUAAAAGUGAGAAGAAAAAGGCAUAUGCGGACAGUGGCUUCAAACACUUGCAAUGAAUAUAGUCGGCUAAAAGCAUUAGAAUCAUCGUCAUUAAAACCACAGUUGCCGUGUUCCCCCGCUCAAUGCCCCAGGAGCUACCGGUGGAACUGGUUUCUUCUUCCUUUACUCAUGGUUGCGUUUCUGCCCUGUCAAGCCUGGGGGGCCACUUUCAAGAUGGCCCUGGUUGGACCCUGGACGUGUGACCUCUUAUACUCCAGAGCCCUCCCUGACCUUGCAGCACGACUAGCCACUGCCCGUAUAAACAAGGAUCCCUACCUCAACAAAGGCUACUGGUAUGACUACACGCUGAUCAGUGAGGACUGCAAGUCGUCCCGUGCCCUCGCUCGCUUUGCUGAGCUGGAAGGUUAUGGUGCUGCAAUCUUAGGCCCUGCCAACCCAGGCUACUGCUCCUCAGCUGCUCUGUAUGCAAAAGAGUGGGAUGUUGGCAUUCUGUCCUGGGGUUGCCUCAGACCCAACAUGGAUAAAGGAAGCAUGUAUCCCUCUUUCCUGCGGCCGCUGCCAUUGUCCUCGCAUGUACUUUUCUCCGUGUUGCGGUACUUUCGUUGGGCUCAUGUGUCCAUAAUCUCUGAGGAGACAGACUUGUGGGAAUCCACAGGACAGGAGCUUGCCUCGUCGCUGAGGGCCCUCGGCCUGCCUGUGAGCCCUGUUGUCACCAUGGAAGACGACAAAGAUGGGCCUCGAAGGGCCCUGGCAAAAGUGAGGGAUGCAGACCGGGUCAGAGUGAUCAUCAUGUGCAUGCCUUCUGUCCUGAUUGGUGGACAAGCCCAGUACCAACUACUGACAACAGCCUUGGCCAUGCGUAUGAUCGACCGUGGCUACGUGUUCAUCCCCUACGACACCCUCCUCUACGCUCUGCCCUAUAAGGACUCACCCUACUACAUGUUAGGUAAUGACACCAAGCUGAGGAAAGCUUAUGACGGAGUCCUUACCAUCACUAUGGAUUCUGGGGAGCGCAAUUUCUACGAGGCCUUCAAAGAUGCCCAGGACAGCUAUGAAGUCCGUAGCAGCAGCUCACCAGACCAGGUUUCACCAUUCUUUGGCUCUAUCUACAACAUGAUGUAUUACACAGCUAUGGCUGCUGAGCAGGCCCGUGAGAGUGGAGGCCAUUGGGUAACUGGUAACAUCUUGGGUGAAAGCAAGGGCAACUUUGAAUUUCAAGGAUUCAACCAGCCCUUGAGGGCGGGCAAGAAUGGUGAAGGCAUGCAGGGCGACUAUGUUGUGCUGGACUACAGCGGCAUGGGCUCCUCUCUCUACUCCACUCAUGUUUUGAAGGCCGGUCACACAAACGGCGGAGUCGGCAGUUUGAAAUACCUCAGCCGUUCAAUCCAUUUUGCAGGUAGCACGCCCUACACAGACUCAGGCUGCUGGUUUAGUCCAUACUUUGCCUGCACUGGAGGAAUGGAUUCAGUCACUCUCCUCUUUCUCUUCCUUGUGUUCGUCGCAUUGGCGGGAUGUUGCAUCAACUUCUUGAUACGUUUUAAGAAAAUGGGCAGGGUUGGGUUUAACUUUGGAGGUAAUGGCGGAUCAUCAAAGGUAGUCCUGACCCUUGAUGACCUAGUCUUCAUCAACACUCAAGUCAGCAAACGGAAACUCAAUGACGACAGUAUCAUGAAAAGCCAGCUUGAUAUGAAGACACCUCACCACUCGGUGUCUGGUCGCAGCUAUUUGGCCUCCACGCCUGACAGCUCAAACGUUGCCGUGUUCGAGGGGGACUGGGUUUGGUUGAAGAAAUGCCCCAAUGGAUCAGUGACAUGUGUCAACAACAGUACAGAGUAUGUCUUUGUUAAGCUCAGAGACAUGAGGCAUGAGAACCUCAAUCUGUACCUGGGACUUUUCUACGACUCUGGGAUCUUUGGCAUUGUGACAGAGCACUGCACCAGAGGCAGCUUGGAGGAUCUGCUCAGCAACGAGGAAGUCCGUCUCGACUGGAUGUUCAAAUCUUCCCUCUUGAUGGAUCUGAUUCGAGGAAUGAAAUACCUGCACCAUCGUGACAUCAUCCAUGGACGCCUAAAAUCACGUAACUGCGUCGUAGAUGGUCGCUUUGUAUUGAAGGUGACAGAUUAUGGGUUCAAUGAGGUCUUGAUCGCCCAAAGCGUCGACAAUGAUGAUGAAAAGCCAGAGAAUCUGCUUUGGACUGCUCCUGAGCUGCUAAGAAGUUCUAGUCAGAGGAGGCGGGGAACUUUCUUGGGAGAUGUCUACAGCUUUGCCAUCGUUUCGCAGGAAGUUGUCGCUCGCUCUGCACCUUUCUGCAUGCUCGACAUGCCUCCCAAGGAGAUAAUCAACAAGGUCAAAGAUCCCCCUCCCUUGUGUCGGCCUGUUCUGUCAGUGGAUGAGGCCCCGCUGGACGUGAUCCAGGUUUUAAAACAGGCCUGGAGCGAAGAGCCAGAGAGGAGGCCAACCUUUGAGGAGAUCUUCAAACAGUUCAAGAGCAUCACCAAGGGAAAGAAGACCAACAUUAUCGACUCAAUGCUGCGCAUGUUGGAGCAGUACUCCUCCAACCUGGAGGAUCUGAUUCGAGAGAGGACAGAGGAGCUGGAAGUGGAGAGACAGAAGACUGACAGACUGGUGGCUCAGAUGUUGCCAAAGACUGUGGCUCAGGCACUGAAGACAGGCAAACCUGUCAAGCCAGAGCACUUCAGUGAGGUAACCCUGUACUUCAGUGACAUCGUGGGCUUCACCACCAUCUCAGCUCUCAGUGAUCCCAUCGAGGUGGUCGACUUACUCAAUGACCUCUACACACUGUUUGAUGCUAUCAUUGGACUGCAUGAUGUCUACAAGGUGGAAACUAUUGGAGAUGCCUACAUGGUAGCCUCAGGAGUCCCCACUAGAAACAGUAACCGUCAUGCAGCUGAGAUGGCCAACAUGUCUCUGGACAUCCUCCACUGCAUAGGAACCUUCAAGAUGAGGCACAUGCCUGAACUAAGAGUCAGGAUCCGUAUUGGCUUGCACUCUGGCCCAGUGGUAGCAGGAGUGGUGGGUCUUACAAUGCCAAGGUACUGUCUGUUUGGAGACACUGUCAACACAGCAUCUCGAAUGGAGUCCACAGGGUUGCCUUACAGAAUCCAUGUCAAUAAAAGCACAGUUGAUGUCCUGAACAGCUUGAAGUUGGGAUACAAAAUUGAUUGCAGAGGCAUGACCGAGUUAAAGGGAAAAGGUGUUGAGAACACCUUUUGGCUGGUAGGGAGGGAGGACUUCACUAAGCCUCUUCCUAUUCCUCCAGAUAUUCACGGGGGAGGCAACCAUGGUAUCAGUUUAGAGGAGAUACCUCCUGAUAGAAGACAGAAAUUCCUGGACCGACAGAAGAAGAUGGGCUAGCUUCUUCUUUUUUUUUUUUUCACAAAAAAAGAGUAGCAAGAUUUCCCGGUCAUGGACACACAAAGAGAUGCAUGAAUGAGGAGCCGAACAUCCAUCUGCAGAGCACUUUAACUUUUGCUAUGCUGAAAAAUGAAAUCCUGCCGCAGCAAAAUCGCAUUUUUUGGAUAUAUCGAAAUCAUUUCUGUAAAAAAAAGACUCUUGCUUGGGGAUUAUCAUUCUCUUCCUUCAUAGUUUUAGCAGAUUGAUGCCACUGUAAACCCUCCACAGUCCUGAGUUGCAGAAAUUAGGCAAGCAAAGGCAACUGUCCAAACUGCAUUUGUUGAAGGGAUGUCUGUUCUGAAAAAGGUGUUGGUUUGGAGAGCAGCAGCUGCCUGACUGUAAGGACUGUAAUUGUGAUGGAUGUGUCUAAAAGUGAAACCGUCUCAUCUAAUACUUCAUGUACUGUAUAUGUGUUUGAACUGAUCUUUGUGCUCUUUAGAGGUAUUGGAGAGAUGUGAUCAUGAUGAGUGUACGUAACAAUCAUUUCAGGUAUAAUGGACUCUCGGUUAGAGAAGUAGUCUUUCAUAUCAAACCAAAAUUCAAAUGAUUAGGUCAGUCAGGAUGGAGAGCUCAGGCCAGGGAUCAGUUAUGAUUUUGCUUUUGUUUAUUGUUUAUUCACACAUCUGAUGUACGAAGCCAUACUAUAUCUGAAUACGUCACACAGAGCACCUGUUUGUUUGUUUGUUUUUAUCUCAAAACUCUAUACUUUUGAUUCAUGGGUCUGUUAAAAUUAGACUCCACUUUAGGAUUUAUUCAUCCUAAUUUACCAGUUUGAAUAAUUAUAUCUAAGGACAAGAAUGUGCUCUAACAUUGACUUUAGCAUUAUUUUUCUGAUGGUGAUGGUUUUUCGACUUAAUUUUAUGCUAAUGCCCUUUUGUUUUGUGUAUUGAUUUGAACAUUUUCUACAUGUAAAAGAAGCACAUAACAUGCAAACAUGACCCAAACCACUUUACUGACUUGUAUGUAGCUUAUUGCUCAAACACGCUUCAUGCAUUCCUAGGUGCACUGUAACACUGUACCAUGAAUUCAGCCAUGCAUGCUGUGUGUUGCACAUUGCUCUAAUAGGACAGGAGUAGGAGGACCUGGUUAUUGUGUCAUACAGCAUAUC
Molecule: messenger RNA, 4591 nt
Organism: Notolabrus celidotus (New Zealand spotty)
Lineage: Eukaryota; Metazoa; Chordata; Actinopteri; Labriformes; Labridae
Gene: gucy2d
Product: guanylate cyclase 2D, retinal
Exons: 18
Coding region: 1-3444 (1147 amino acids)
Biological process (GO): intracellular signal transduction; protein phosphorylation; receptor guanylyl cyclase signaling pathway
Molecular function (GO): peptide receptor activity; guanylate cyclase activity; ATP binding
Source: RefSeq, a predicted model, not a curated record